This is a messenger RNA of Stegastes partitus (bicolor damselfish), 1859 nucleotides long. RefSeq names its product gastrula zinc finger protein XlCGF57.1-like. Gene Ontology annotation, biological process: regulation of transcription by RNA polymerase II. NCBI's taxonomy places the organism in Eukaryota, Metazoa, Chordata, Actinopteri, Pomacentridae. Gene Ontology annotation, molecular function: RNA polymerase II cis-regulatory region sequence-specific DNA binding; DNA-binding transcription factor activity, RNA polymerase II-specific. The record is from RefSeq and is a predicted model, not a curated record. The transcript is spliced from 3 exons.
AUGGAUUCUGCGCAGGCGCAGCUCCACUCGCCCCCAGUUCGCAGUUUUGGAGAAGAGACGCAGAUCAGCACCGUGGACCAUCCUGUCCAGCAGCAGCGGACUGAAGAACUGUCAGAGAGACGCCACAUCCCAGAAACAGACAAGAAGAAGAAGAACAUCAUCGUCACUCAUUUAGCAGCAGCAGAGGAGACUGUAAAAUUGUUGCCUCCAGAUGUCCAGCAGCUGUUGGUGAUUAAAGAAGAAGUUCCCUGGAGCCCCAGUAUGGACCAGGAGGAGCCAGAGUUCCUGCACAUAAAGGAGGAACCAGAGGAACUGUGGACCAGUGAGACAGAGACUGAUAUCACCAGGUUCUCAUACGCUGCUGUUACUGUGAAGAGUGAAGAGGAUGAAGAGGAACCUCAGGCCUCAGAGCUUCAUCAGAGCCAAACUGUGGACAGCAGAGAAGCAGAACCUCCAACGAGCAGUUUAACUAAACAGAUUAAAACAGAAACUGAUGACUUUGGAGGACCAGAACCAGCCAAGAACUCAGACCCAAAUACUCCCUUAUCACCAAAUAUUGAUGGAAAGUCUUCAGACUGGUCUGAGAUAGAAGUCAGCAUUGAUGAUUAUGAUUAUGAUGAUGAAGAUGAGGAUGAGGAACAGUGGAAGGAGCCUUUGUCAGAAUCUGGACCUGAAAGUGAAGACAGUGACGAUGACUGGAUUAAGACCAAGGCACUUGAGUCAAGCACAAAAAAUGACGUUGGAUGUAACACUGACGUUAAGUGUGAUAAACCAUUUAUCUACCAGCCGCCUGCUGAGAGACACAUGACAUGUCCUUCAGCAGAAAUACCUUUCAUCUGUUUGGUUGAUCAGAAAUGUUUUAUAGGGGAGCAAGCUGUUGCUUCACAGUUGGCAGCUCACACAGGAGAGAAAACAUUUGGCUGUAAUGUCUGUGGACAAACAUUUAGCAGAAACAGCACUCUUAAGAACCACAUGAGAAUCCACACGGGAGAGAAACCAUUUAGUUGUGGAUCCUGCGGUCAAACAUUUAGUCAACAGGGAGUUCUGCAGAGACACAUGCGAGUCCACACAGGAGAGAAACCCUUUGGUUGCAGUUUUUGUGGUAAAAGAUUUCGACAUCGAUUUAGUGUUAAGAAACACAUGAGAGUCCACUCUGGAGAGAAACCGUUUUCCUGUAAUGAUUGUGGAAAAAGAUUUACCCAAAAAGCACAUUUGAAUACACACAUGAGAAUGCACACAGGAGAGAAACUUUUCAGUUGCGCAUUUUGUGAAAAAAAAUAUACACAACGAGUGGAUUUGGAAACGCACGUUAGAAUCCACACAGGCGAGAAACCGUUUGCCUGUGAUGUUUGCGGACAGAGUUUUCACAGAAAAAAUAUUCUGAAGGCACACAUGAAAGUUCACACAGGGGAGAAACCAUUUAGCUGUGACGACUGCGGCAAAAGAUUUAACCAGAAAGCACAUUUGGAGAGACACAGGCGAGUCCACACGGGAGAGAAACCCUUUACUUGUGAUGACUGCGGUAAAAAAUACACACAACAAGCGGAUUUGCAAAGACACAUGAGAGUCCACACCGGAGAGAAACCAUUUGCCUGUGAAGAUUGUGGCAAAAGAUUCACACAAACGGCACAUUUAAAGAAGCACAUGAAGGUCCAUUCAGAUUAAAAACUGCACAGUUGCAUGUUUUGUUGUCAAAGAUUAAUCGUGUAGUGUGGAAAUAUGUUAGCAGAGAUGUUGUAGUAGGUACGGUAAAAUGAGACAGGCUGCCCAAGGCUCAAAUGGGGGUAGGACCCUUAAUAGGCCUGAAAUGAAAAGCUUGUUUUUGUGUCAUAAUUUAAUUAAAUAUCGGCUGAAUUGAA